Molecule: messenger RNA, 582 nt
Organism: Blumeria graminis f. sp. triticale
Lineage: Eukaryota; Fungi; Ascomycota; Leotiomycetes; Helotiales; Erysiphaceae
Source: the annotation of a GenBank genome assembly
AUGACCAUGAAUAAAUCGAGCUUUACGAGUGCAAAACACUGGAUCCAGGAGAUUUCUUUGGAAAGCCUACCAUCAGAAAUACUGCUCCAAAUUCUUUCAUACCUCGACAUACCCGAUCUUCUUUCGCUAUCAAGGACAAUGCACUUACUUCGAAGCCUCACACACGACCCUCUUCUCCACUCGCACCGCCUACAACGCGCUUCCCUCAACCUGUCUCGAGCUAUUCCGACUCGUCCUCCCCUCACCGAACUUAUGGCACGUCGUGUCUACAUCACUCGAAAUACUCGAGCAGCGCUAAGUUUAGGACGAAAAUUUAUAAUGAUUAAGCUCAACCGCCAACUCGGCCGUCGUCCUAAUAUAGAGCGUCUGGUCGAACUAGGUGUUAUGCCAGAGGAAUUUCUCGAAGCUUGGACCAGUGGAGACAAUAAGAUACAGGGAAGAAUUUUGAUGAAAAAGAUACGGGAAAAAGAACGUGUGAAGUGUUUCCUACGGGAAUGGAUUGCCGAGCUUGGUCGCAAGGUCUUGAAUGAUGAAAAUGGAGAUAAAAAUAUGAAAUCAUCGACAAAUGAUAGUGCAGGCUGA